Molecule: messenger RNA, 156 nt
Organism: Plasmopara halstedii
Lineage: Eukaryota; Oomycota; Peronosporomycetes; Peronosporales; Peronosporaceae
Exons: 2
Coding region: 1-156 (51 amino acids)
Source: RefSeq, a predicted model, not a curated record
AUGAGCCCCGGAGGCGAAAGAGCGUUUGAAGGGGGCGAGAGAGUUUCAUUUGAAGCUAGCUCUUACUGUUGUACAACAUAUACACAAGAAGGACAUGAUAUUGACUGUCGUCGAGAACGAGCAUAUGAAUUCGAUUGCACAGAUCUUGGAUAUUGA